AUGCAGUGUCUAGGAAGUAUGUGUCGGUAUCUGUGGGUGACACCGGACUACAACGGAGUCGAUGGUCAAGCUCUUCGGGAAGAAGCUUUGGCUGCCAUCGAAUUGGUGGUAGACCGUCUCGAAGAUCAUUUCGGCUGGACAGAGCAUACACGAGUACCGGCUGGCCAUCCUCGCCUUGGACCCGCACCUUUAUUCACUUUUGAAGUGCAUGGUGACGAACCGGAGCACUGGCGAUAUGUCUUGAGUAGCAUUCGCCAAGAGAUCAGUCGCGAAGAGGCAGCGCUGAAGGAACUUCGAACAGUAGAGAUAGGACAACGGAAGAGGAGUCGUUUCACGGACUGGAUCACUCGCAAAUGGAGGCGACGGACAGGCGCACCGUCUACGCAUGUGACGACAUGGUCCGUAGAUGACGUGUCUUUAUGGCUAAAUUCACUCGGACUUUCACAUUAUGCCAGUCAAUUCAAAGCAAAUGACAUCCGUGGACACGAGCUGAUUCAUUUGGAGCGCACGGAUAUGAAAGACCUAGGAGUGCUGAAGAUUGGGCAUGCAAAAAGGCUACAGGUACGCAUCGUUUGUUUACUUAAAAUGUUUGGCAUUUCUGCAAUUGCUGAAUUGAGAGAAAAGGAAGUGGAACUGCGACGUGAAAGUCGACGAAGUGGAAGAAAAGGCACGAGUCUCUCGGUCGAACGUGCUCCAUUAGAGCCUGCUCCAGAGCUUCCCAGUUUGAGCAGUAUCUGA
Molecule: messenger RNA, 738 nt
Organism: Haemonchus placei
Lineage: Eukaryota; Metazoa; Nematoda; Chromadorea; Rhabditida; Trichostrongylidae
Source: the annotation of a GenBank genome assembly